This is a messenger RNA of Lutzomyia longipalpis, 2595 nucleotides long. Its product is annotated as golgin subfamily A member 6-like protein 24. Gene Ontology annotation, molecular function: phosphatase binding. Bases 63 to 2498 code for a protein of 811 amino acids. The record is from RefSeq and is a predicted model, not a curated record. The transcript is spliced from 4 exons. Lineage: Eukaryota; Metazoa; Arthropoda; Insecta; Diptera; Psychodidae.
AGCAACGCGCCCAUUUUUACAAAAAACUCAUCCUGCUGACAAAAAGUUGAAGAAAAAUCCCAAUGAGUGCCCACAGGAAGUCCCGGAAGAUCAGCCCAAUGCGCCCCAAGAGCCGUGAAUCCAAAUGGGAGAGGAUUAAACGCAAAAAUUCCGUCUCAAUGCUCAAUAUAAAGACGGAAACCGUUAAGAAAUUCCUCAACGUCUUCACGGAUGAGUACAUUGCGGAUUUGGUCAGGAAAGAUGAGGAGAAAACCAUCCUGGAUCCUGCUAUUGUCAUGGAUGUGCGUCAUGAAGCUGUGCGACGUCCGAAGGAAGAAAACUCCCGGAAUGAUGAGAAAACUCCCAAUUUCCGGGAGCAGCAAAUGGAAAAAAUUUGCAAUCACAAGAAAGUCAUUGAAAUUAAUUUAAUUGAGAAUGAAUUGUCCAAGUUCCGGGAUGAAAUGUCCCGGAAACGACCAGCAAAGGAGAAGAAAGUUCAGAUUCCAGACAAUCCAUUUGUCCUCCUGGACAAUGGGGAGAUUUUUGCCAGUCUUGCCUCAACGGAGGAGAAGACAAAUUCAUUCUAUCGAAAAAUGAUUGAAGCUCCUCUUGCUAGUUCCCAGAUAUUCGAAGAAGCUUCCAAGAAUCCUCUUGAGGAAGUUUCAGAGCUUCCGAGAGAGGUGACUGACUGGCAGGAUGCGAAAAAUUCAUGUGUUCAGUUUGAGGACAAUGUGGAGGUCAUAACUUACUCCAAGGAAGCAUCUCUGGCCACAGAUUCAGACACUGAGAGUCUCCUGGAUGAGGAGGAGAGCUACCUCGGAAGGAAUUACCCUAAAGACAUCUUCAUUUGCGAGGAAACAACAACCACCACAAAGUCCUACUUCACAUUCCACGGCGCAACUUCCUCCCCGAGUCAGGAGAGUGAUUGUGGCAGCUCAAUAACACAUGGAAGCACUGAGAGUUCAACAAUCUUCAAUCAAGAAGAUGAUCUGGAAGCUUCUUUCCUCGCUCAGGCAAUGAAAACAAUUUCCAAAGAAGAGGAAAAGCCAAAAGAAGCUCCAGAAACCCCUGGGAAUGAACUAAUCAUCCGUCAGCUACUUCCGGAAAAGCGCCCUGAAGAGAAAUGUGAGAAAACAGAUCAGGCCACUGAAGAAGUCUCCCCGGAAAAGGUGAAAAUAAUCAGUGAGCUCUUCCGGGAGCACACGGAAGCUUAUAAGGAAUUCCGGGAGAUACUCUUGCGGAAGUACUUCCUCAAAUGGGUCCACUAUACCACCAUGGAGAAGAUCACAAAGUGCCAGAGUAUCUCCAGGAAGGAUAGAAUCGCCAAGAUUGAUGCCUAUCUGAGGAGGAUUCACGAUGAGAAGCGCAGGAUCCACCAGGAGCAGCAGAAUCCGCAGGAAACUCAAAAGCAGAAGGUAGCAUCGAAGGAAGAAACAAUCCUUCUGGCCAAGAAAUAUCGAAACAAAUUUAAAAUUCAACAGGAUAUAAUUGAAUUUCAAAAGCUUAAGCUUGAGCGUCAGGAGAGGAUGAUUGCUGAAUUGAGACUUUCAAAGCUCUCCGAGGAAGCCCGGAACUUUAAGCAGGAUCUCAAGCAUGAACUGAAACAAGUGGCCAAGACGGGAGAUAUUCGUGUACGCGCCAAGGCGAAAUGCCUUCAAAUUGUCAGCAAUCUCCGGGAUGAUGAUGAUGAGCAGAAACUCGCAGCUUAUGGGAGUGUCAUUCCGCGCUUCCUGGCCCAGAUGCAGGAACGUGCACUGGAGAGGAAUUUACGCCACGAGCGAGCAAAGGAGCGUCGUCGGCAGUUGGAAUUGGAGCGUGAGGAGGAGAAACAAGCGCAGGAGGCGGAGAAACGUCGUGAAGAUGAGGAAGCAAAAAAGGCACGAAUUGAGGCUCUCCGGGAGAAGCGUCGUCGUGAAAAGCAGGAAAAAAUCCGUCGGGAGCAGGAACGCCAGACGUGGUUGAUGAAUUGUCGACGUGCCAAUGAUUUCUACCGUGUGCACCUGCUAAAACUGUACGGAAUUGGGGCCUUCCGGAAGCUCCUGGAACGCAAGAGAACCCUCGAAAAUCGUGCUAUGGCAUUCAGGAAGCGCCAUCGUACACGCAUUUACUUCCGCAAAUGGAGGAGCUACACAAAAUCCCUUUGGGACAGAAAACAUGAGAAAGCUGAAGCCUUCCACGUAACAUUCAUCCUGCGUCAGGCAAUGCGUCUGUGGAAGCGGAAUCAUUUGAUGGAGAAAGCAAAAUUCCUGGUUGCCACGGAUUGGUAUGAGAUGCGUCUCAAUGAGCGCUUCUUCAGCUUCUGGUUGGCAUGGACAAAGCAAGAGCAGAUUGUCCUGGAGAUAAAGAUGAAGCACGCUGAGGCUCACUACAAUUGGCACCUCAAAUGGCGCUCAAUUGAGCACUGGCAGCGUCUCCAUGCCAUUCUGCGCAUGGAAAAGGAGACUGAAGCUCGUCGACAGCGAUGGCGCAACAAAAUCUGGGAACUUCUUCCCGACUACACCCCAAAUUUGGAGCCGUAGAGCAACUUGAAAUUUUUAAUUUAAAAUCAUGUAAAAUGCAUUAAACUUUAUGUACUAAAUCGACUACUAAAUCCUAUUGCAAUGGCGUGGUUUAUUA